AUGUUGACCCUGGUGGCGCUGGCGUCCCUCCUCGUCCUGGCUGCAGUGCCCAAGCCCUCCCAGGCCAUCGUGAUUUACACGGGCUGGGAGCGUCACGCGUUGGUGGGCAGUGAUGUCCGACUGUCUUGCUCAUUCUUCUCAUGGCGAUGGACGUCCGAGGACGUCUCCUUCUCGUGGACGUACCGACCCGAUGGAUCCAGGGACAGCAUCUCUAUCUUCCACUACACUCGGGGCAUGGCCUACCUGGAUAACAAAGGUCCCUUCAGGGAUCGGCUGGAGUUCGUGGGAGACCCGUCCCGCCGCGACGGCUCCAUCCUGCUCAAGAACUUGGAGUUCAGCGACAACGGAACCUUCACCUGCGACGCCAAGAACCCGCCCGACAUCGUAGGCCGGGCCUCCAGCGUGCGCCUACUCGUCUUUGAAAAAGUGCCCAUCCAGGCGGGUGUGAUCACGGGCUCGAUUGUGGGCGCGGUGCUGGGCCUGCUGCUGCUCAUCGUGGUCAUCUACUACCUGAUGCGCUUCCUGGUGGCGCGCCGCGUCUUCAGCCUCAGCGUCAGCAAACACGGCAAGAAAAAGAAGGAGGGAUCACAGCAGAGACAGGCAAGUUAA
Molecule: messenger RNA, 609 nt
Organism: Nerophis lumbriciformis (worm pipefish)
Lineage: Eukaryota; Metazoa; Chordata; Actinopteri; Syngnathiformes; Syngnathidae
Source: RefSeq, a predicted model, not a curated record